CUGGGUUGGACUGGCGGCCGUGGAGUUUGUGACACACCAGGUGACACCCCUCGAGUCACUUCCCUUCAACUCUGGAACGCCCGCCCGGCUUUGGGUUCGCUCGGCAGCCUUCGCCCCCCUCCUAGCCCCAGGGCCCGACGCGCAGAGCCCAGCCCCGUCCAGCGCGCGCCAGCAGCCGGCGGCCGCCCAGCCCGCCCAGCCCAGCCCGCAGCCCGGCCAGCCCAGCCCGCAGCCCGGCCAGAGCUCCCCGGCAGCCCGAGCCAUGAAUACCGAAAUGUAUCAGACCCCCAUGGAGGUGGCGGUCUACCAGCUGCACAAUUUCAACAUCUCCUUCUUCUCUUCCCUGCUUGGAGGGGAUGUGGUUUCCGUUAAGCUGGAUAACAGUGCCUCCGGAGCCAGCGUGGUGGCCAUAGACAACAAGAUCGAGCAGGCCAUGGAUCUGGUGAAGAAUCAUCUGAUGUAUGCUGUGAGAGAGGAGGUGGAGAUCCUGAAGGAGCAGAUCCGGGAGCUGGUGGAGAAGAACUCCCAGCUGGAGCGUGAGAAUACUCUCUUGAAGACCUUGGCGAGCCCAGAGCAGCUGGAGAAGUUCCAGUCCCGUCUGAGCCCCGAGGAGCCAGCUCCCGAAACCCCAGAAGCACCUGAGGCCCCCGGUGGUUCUGCGGUGUAAGUGGCUCUGUCCUCAGGGUGGGCAGAGCCACUAAACUUGUUCUACCUAGUUCUUUCCAGUUUGUUUUUGGCUCCCCAAGCGUCAUCUCACGUGGAGAACUUUACACCUAGCAUAGCUGGUGCCAAGAGAUGUCCCAAGGACAUGGCCACCUGGGUCCACUCCAGUGACAGACCCCUGACAAAGAGCAGGUCUCUGGAGGCUGAGUUGCAUGGGGCCUCGUCACCCCAAGCCAGCGAGCCUCUGAUGCCACCGCGCCCUGGGGGCUCCCAGGGCCUGGGCAACUUAGCUGCAACUGGCAGAGGAGAAAGGUAGUUUGAGACAGGCCGCCAGUUUGCUCCAGAAAGUCUUAGGGGUCUGUUUUUUCAUUUCCAUGGACAUCUUCAACAGCUUCACCUGACAACGACUGUCCUGUGAAGAAGCCACUUGUGGUUUAAGCAGAGGCAGCCUCUCUCUCCUCCCCUGCCUCGCCAAGGCAGGGCCACAGUUGGGAGAGAUUGAGCCAAGUCAGCCUUCUGUUGGUUAAUAUGGUGUAAUGCAUGGCUUUGUGCACAGCCCAGUGUGGGAUUACGGCUUUGGGAUGACCGCUUACAAAGUUCUGUUUGGUUAGUGUUGGCAUAGUUUUUCUAUAUAGCCAUACAUGCGUAUAUAUACCCGUAGGGCUAGAUCUGUAUCUUAGUGUAGCGAUGUAUACAUAUACACAUACACCUACGUGUUGAAGGGCCUAACCAGCUUUGGGAGUACUGACUGGUCCCUUAUCUCUUAAGGCUAAUUCUUUGACUGUGUUCAUUUACCAGGUUGAUCCAGUUUGUCCUUUAGGUUAAGUAAAACUAAAGAGUAAAGGCAGGGAGGGGAGGCCACCCUCUGAAUGCCUUGCUGCUGCAACCUUUGCCCCAUCUGUCCCCUGAAGACGUGUGAGGUCCUCUUUUGAAUGCCAAACCCACCAUUCACUGGUGCUGACUACAUAGAAUGGGGUUGAGAGAAGAUCAGCUGGAACUUUACAUUGUCAUUCGAAAACAUGUUUGUGUUUUUUUUUUGUUUUUUUUUUUUUUGUGGAAAACUUGCAAGUGAACAGAAUGGUUAGCUUGCCGGUGUCCUCUUGUGGACAAGGGAUAGACAAGGGAAUGGCUUUGACCCGACGGUGCCUGGGUGAUGUGCUCAGGGAGCUUGUCUCUAGGGAGUUCUGUGGCAGUGAACACUUUCCACUUUCUGACACCUUAUCCUGAUGUUAUGUCUCCAGGAUUUGGACUUUGAUUUUUCAAAUGUAGCUUGAAAUUUCAAUAAACAUUGCUCUUUUUUUUUUCUAAAAAUAAA
Messenger RNA from Balaenoptera musculus (blue whale), 1978 nucleotides. It is a transcript of the gene TSC22D3, whose product is annotated as TSC22 domain family member 3. Bases 263 to 667 code for a protein of 134 amino acids. NCBI's taxonomy places the organism in Eukaryota, Metazoa, Chordata, Mammalia, Artiodactyla, Balaenopteridae. The transcript has 3 exons. The record is from RefSeq and is a predicted model, not a curated record. Gene Ontology annotation, biological process: regulation of transcription by RNA polymerase II.